AUGUUAUCUUCUUCUGCUCCGGCUACUAGUAGAAAAAAGUAUGAGCCAAUCAUUCCAAAACCAUUAUUCUAUGUGAGCCUUGUUGUUACAAUUCUUGGUGCUCUUGUGAUCAUCUACAGAUCAUACAAUAUUUCUAGAGAAUUUGUUCAAUAUGGAAAUGUUUUCUUUCCAUUACGACUGAGAGAAGGAUGGUUUAUGGGCAUGCUUCAGAAUGUUAAACCAAUAUUAAUUUAUAAUAUAGUAUUUUCCAUUGGAUUUGUGUAUUUUCUGUACGGAAACUGCUCAAUCUUUCUAAUAGCAAUUGCUCUUUUAAUUAUGGAAUUGGAAAAGUAUUCAAGAAAAGCAAGCUCAAUGAUUUAUUUUCCUGGUUAUUUAAUUUAUCAAUAUUAUUCACAAGCAAAUACUAUGAUGGAUAUCGAUUUUAUAAUUUCUUUUUACCUUCCUACUUGGAGAGUAAUAGAGGCGUGCUCAGCUGGGAAACCUAUUUCAAUAUCAUGUUUUGUAGACUCAUUAGCUACAAUAUGGAUUAUUCUGAACAACUUCGAAAGGUACCCUCAGAUGGCAUAUCUGUUAAAAAAAGACGAAGAAAAGUGGUCUGAAUAUCGUCAAAGACAAGAAUCAACAUUGAAUGUUGAAGCUGAUUUUAAUUUAUUACAUUAUUUUGCGUAUCUUUUCUAUGUACCAUUAUUUGUGGGAGGACCAGUGUGUGGCUAUACUGCAUUCAUAUCCUAUGUUAAAUAUUCAACUCAAAAGAGCUUUCAUAUAAGCAAUUAA
Messenger RNA from Naegleria fowleri, 774 nucleotides. RefSeq lists its product as uncharacterized. The coding region runs from base 1 to 774 and encodes 257 amino acids. NCBI's taxonomy places the organism in Eukaryota, Heterolobosea, Eutetramitea, Acrasida, Naegleriidae. The transcript has 2 exons. The record is from RefSeq and is a predicted model, not a curated record.